This is a messenger RNA of Budorcas taxicolor (takin), 2658 nucleotides long. It is a transcript of the gene CWF19L2, whose product is annotated as CWF19 like cell cycle control factor 2. Gene Ontology annotation, biological process: mRNA splicing, via spliceosome. Lineage: Eukaryota; Metazoa; Chordata; Mammalia; Artiodactyla; Bovidae. Gene Ontology annotation, cellular component: post-mRNA release spliceosomal complex. The transcript has 18 exons. Bases 1 to 2658 code for a protein of 885 amino acids. The record is from RefSeq and is a predicted model, not a curated record.
AUGGCGGCUGCCGGGGGUAGAUUUGAAAGUGCGAGUAGCAUCGAAGAGCGGAAACAACAGAUUCGAAGUGCCAGGACCGAGGUGUUGCGCCAGGCUAAAGCCAAUUUUGAAAAGGAAGAAAGGCGUAAAGAACUGAAACGACUUCGGGGUGAGGAAACAUGGAUGCUACCUGAUGUGAUUAAGAGAGUUGAACAAAUCUCACAGGAAGACUGUGUGAAGAAAAAGAAGAAAAAAGACAAGCAUUCAAAAAAAGUAAAGAAAGAGAAGAAAAAAAAGAGCAAGAAACGAAAGUGUGAAAAAAAUGAGUCAACCGACAGUUCAUCGAGCUCUGAAGAUGAGUGGGUUGAAGCUGUUCCCUCCCAGACUCCUGGCAAGGAAAAGGCCUGGAAGAUUAAAGAUGAAAAGUUAGAAAAAGAAGAUAAUCAGAUUAUUCAGAGGGAUGAAUGGAUGACUGUUGAUUUUAUGUCUGUUAAAACUGUGUCAUCAUGGUCACUCAAAGCUGAAAAGGAAGCUGCAAGGAAAACACAGCAAGAGAAAACCCAGGCACUUGAACAGUCCAGACUGCUAGAAAGAGAAUUGAAUCCAUACUGGAAGGAUGGUGGGACAGGUCUUCCACCAGAAGACUGUAAUGUGUCAUCAGUCACUAAAGUAGAAGAUGGUGGUCUAAGCUGGCUAAGGAAGUCUUAUCAAAGAAUGAAAGAACAAGCUGAGAAACAAAAUAGAAAUUUUGAGGACAUUGUAGCUGAAAGAUACGGGUCAAUGGAAGAAUUUCAGUUGAAAUUAAAAGAAGCUGAAAAAGCUGCAUUUACGAAAGAAGAUGGUAGACGAGAACGGUGGAAGAAACCAGCAUACUCAGAUAAAGCACACAGUAGUCAAGAAAGUGGAAAAUCAGACUUGGUAAAAUAUAAUAAAAGUUCAAGAGGUGGAUAUAAUACAACGGAUAUUGCAAACAGUAUCACUAAAGAUAAGUUUAGUGGUGAUGAAAAAGAUGGUAGAUCUGUGUUUUCAGAAACAUAUAGAAGAGAACCCAGUCCAAGGAAAAAUCAAGAGUUUUCUUCUCAUGUAAAUUUAAGAGCUAAAUUCUUAAGACCCUCUGAUGAUGAAGAAGUGUCAUUUCAUAGUAAGGACAGCAAUUUUGAACCAUGUAGUUCAUCUUCAGCAGUAGUCGCUCAAGAUUCUGUGCAUCGUGGCUUUCGAAAACCCACAGAGAACAGUGAAGAAAGUUUAUCAUGCUGGAGUCGAUUUGGGAGGGGAGACAGGAAACAUUCAAAUAAAAAACCACUAGAAACCAGUCACAGUAUUGACCAUGGAUACGUUUCAGAAAACGUGAGAGAAAAAUCACAGGAGGAAGGCUUGAGAGAGGACUCUGGGACGAAAGAACAUCUACAGGAUACAAAAUCUUCACUUGCCAGAAGUAGUCCAGGGGAUGAGUCUAUCCACGUCUUGAGUGUUGAUGAGAAGAACAAGUUAGGAGCCAAAAUUAUCAAGGCAGAGAUGAUGGGCAAUAUGGAAUUAGCUGAACAACUUAAAGCCCAACUUGAUAAGGCAAAUAAAUUCCAAGACACUGUAACACAGAUGUCAUCAAAAACAUCUAGGAUAGAGGAUGAAGAUCAGGAAGAAGUGAUCCUUGUCAGAACAGAUCAUUCCGGAAGAGUCUGGCCUGUAAACACACCAGGAAAACAAGAAGGAAGAAGGAAAAGACAGAUUGUUUCAACUCAUGAGGAAAAAGAAAGGGUCAGAUACUUUCAUGAUGAUGAUAACUUAAGUCUAAAUGAUUUAGUCAAGAAUGAAAAGAUGGGAACAGCAGAAAAUCACGACAAACUUUUCAUGAGAAUGACAUCUAAGUUUAUGGGAAAAACAGACGGAGAUUAUUAUACUCUGGAUGACAUGUUUGUCUCCAAAGCAGCUGAGAGAGAACGUUUUGGUGAAGAGGAAGAGAAGCAGAGGAAAAAAGCUAUUGCUGAGCACCGGAGUCUUAUUGCACAAAUGGAAAAAUGUCUUUAUUGUUUCCACAGCUCUCAGUUUCCCAAGCACCUUAUUGUUGCAAUAGGUGUUAAGGUUUAUUUAUGUUUACCCAAUGUACGAUCUCUUACUGAAGGGCACUGCCUGAUAGUCCCUUUGCAGCAUCAUAGGGCAGCUACCUUAUUGGAUGAAGACAUUUGGGAGGAAAUUCAGAUGUUUAGAAAAUCGUUGGUGAAAAUGUUUGAAGAUAAAGGAUUGGACUGUAUUUUUUUGGAAACAAAUAUGAACAUGAAGAAACAGUACCAUAUGGUUUAUGAAUGUAUUCCUCUCCCAAAGGAAGUGGGUGAUAUGGCUCCCAUCUAUUUUAAGAAAGCCAUAAUGGAAUCUGAUGAAGAAUGGUCUAUAAACAAGAAAUUGAUUGAUCUCUCUUCAAAAGACAUCAGAAAGUCUGUACCCAGAGGCUUACCUUACUUCUCUGUGGAUUUUGGCCUCCAAGGGGGGUUUGCCCAUGUCAUUGAAGAUCAGCACAAAUUCCCACAUUACUUUGGAAAGGAAAUCAUUGGUGGCAUGCUGGAUAUAGAACCAAGAGUUUGGAGGAAGGGGGUGCGAGAAAGUUUUGAAGAUCAGAGGAAGAAAGCACUGCAGUUUGCUCAGUGGUGGAAACCAUUUGAUUUCACCGGAAAUAAAAAAUGUUGA